This is a messenger RNA of Trichogramma pretiosum, 556 nucleotides long. RefSeq names its product pheromone-binding protein-related protein 6-like. Bases 54 to 470 code for a protein of 138 amino acids. The record is from RefSeq and is a predicted model, not a curated record. NCBI's taxonomy places the organism in Eukaryota, Metazoa, Arthropoda, Insecta, Hymenoptera, Trichogrammatidae. Gene Ontology annotation, molecular function: odorant binding. The transcript is spliced from 6 exons.
UUUGCUUCAGAAUUUUGUGAGUUCGUAAGUUCAACUUUUGUAAGACUUGCAGUAUGAAAGGAAUUUUGUACUUGACGAUAACGAUUUUAUGCAUGCACAAUGUCAAGGCUGGUGAGGUGCCAGAGGAAAUAAAACAUUUGGUCGUCGGCCUGCGUGAAAAAUGUCAUCGAGAAACAGGAGUUGACAUUGAACAUGUCGAUCGAACGGUUGAGGGUUAUUUUCAUCCUAGCGAAACUCUUGGUUGCUACUUUUCCUGCUUAUUCAAUUCUUUUGAUCUGCUUGAUCAUGAUGGGCACUUGGAUUGGGACAAGGCUAUUAGUAAAUUGGAUGCCGUUGGAUCUCUGAGGGACCAUGCCAUGGACUUCAUUAAUGCUUGUCGUGGCACCACUGGAGCUAAUCCAUGCGAAUCAGCUUUGAAUAUCGUUCAAUGUUUCCAGAAAGCUUAUCCAGACAAAUUCUUCGUUAUCUAAACAACUUUCAAGGAUUGAUAAUUAUAAAUACUGUCAACAUUUCUGACUCGCAAUUAUAAAAAAGAAUACUAUUAAUUUUUAUAAAU